This is a messenger RNA of Glycine soja, 1669 nucleotides long. RefSeq names its product beta-glucosidase 40-like. NCBI's taxonomy places the organism in Eukaryota, Viridiplantae, Streptophyta, Magnoliopsida, Fabales, Fabaceae. The record is from RefSeq and is a predicted model, not a curated record. Gene Ontology annotation, molecular function: beta-glucosidase activity. The transcript is spliced from 14 exons. Bases 1 to 1548 code for a protein of 515 amino acids. Gene Ontology annotation, biological process: carbohydrate metabolic process.
AUGGUGUUGAGAAGAGGCAUUGUUGCAACAGUAGUGGUUGUGAAUGUGAUUUUUCAGAUUCAAAUAUGCCUAUCAGAGAUCAACAGGCAAAGCUUUCCCAAAGGUUUUGUUUUCGGCACUGCUGCUUCAGCUUUUCAGAAUGACGAUGUCGAUUUUGCUGUUGGUGUUGGCAAAGGUGUGGAUGAUGGUGACCGAGUGUACGAAGGGGCAGUAAAAGAAGGUGGAAGGGGCCUAUCUGUGUGGGAUACUUUUUCACAUUCAUUUGGAAAGAUACAAGAUGGGAGUAAUGCUGACGUUGCAGUGAAUCAAUAUCAUCGUUAUGAUGAAGAUGUACAACUCAUGAAAGAGAUGGGAAUGGAUGCUUAUAGGUUUUCAAUUUCAUGGUCUCGAAUUUUUCCUAAUGGAACAAGAGACAUUAAUCAAGAAGGAAUAGAUCACUACAACAAACUCAUCAAUGCUUUACUAGCCAAAGGAAUUGAACCAUAUGUGACUCUCUACCAUUGGGACUUACCCCAAGCCUUGGAAGACAAGUAUAAUGGAUGGCUUAGCUCUUUGAUCAUAAAAGACUUUGCAACAUAUGCUGAAAUAUGUUUUCAGAAAUUUGGAGAUAGAGUGAAACAUUGGAUCACUUUCAAUGAGCCUCAUACAUUUGCUAUGAUGGGAUAUGAUCUUGGACUUGAGGCUCCUGGACGAUGCUCUGUAUGUGGGAAUGGAAACUCUGCUACAGAACCUUAUAUUGUGGCUCAUAAUGUCCUUAUUUCUCAUGCAAUAGUAGCAGAUGUUUAUAGGAAAAAAUACAAGAAAAUACAAGGUGGAUCUAUUGGAAUGUCUUUGGAUGUUAUGUGGUUUGAGCCAGCAACAAGUUCAAAGGAAGAUAUUGAAGCAACUCAUCGAGCCUUAGAUUUUCAACUAGGCUGGUUUCUAGACCCAUUGAUUUUUGGAGAUUAUCCAACUUCAAUGAGAAGUAGAGUAGGGAAUAGACUACCAAAAUUUUCUAAAUCCCAAGCUAGUCUUCUUAAAGGUUCACUAGAUUUUGUGGGCAUUAAUCACUACACUACAUUUUAUGCUUUUAAUAUACCUAGGAGUUCAUAUCAUGACUACAUUGCGGACUCUGGCGUCUUUACUUUUCCAUUUAAUGGAACCAAUUUUAUUGGAGAAAAGGCAAAUUCUAUAUGGUUGUACAUAGUACCACACGGAAUGAGAAACACAAUGAAUUACAUCAAACAUACGUAUGGAAAUCCUAUAGUCAUUGUCACAGAAAAUGGGAUGGAUGAUCCAAAUGAUCCGUUAAUCUCCAUCAAAGAUGCUUUGAAGGAUGAGAAAAGAAUUAAAUACCACAAUGACUAUUUAAUUAACUUACAAGCUUCCAUUACUGAAGAUGGAUGCAAUGUACAAGGCUACUUUGUGUGGUCACUACUGGAUAAUUGGGAGUGGCAAUCUGGAUUCACUUCUAGAUUUGGUCUAUAUUUCAUUGAUUACAAAGACAACUUGAAGAGAUAUCCAAAACAUUCUGUUGAAUGGUUUAAGAAUUUCUUGAAAUCAACUUAAUGAAAAACAUGGUUUAUAUGUAAUGGGAAAUUGGGAAUAAGACAUGAUCUUUGAUACCUAGAGCUUGUAAUGACUUCUUUGUAAUAAUGGUAUAAAUGGGCCAAUGGGCAUUGAAAAAGUC